Messenger RNA from Micromonas commoda, 553 nucleotides. RefSeq lists its product with no specific name. NCBI's taxonomy places the organism in Eukaryota, Viridiplantae, Chlorophyta, Mamiellophyceae, Mamiellales, Mamiellaceae. Gene Ontology annotation, biological process: response to endoplasmic reticulum stress. The record is from RefSeq and is a predicted model, not a curated record. Gene Ontology annotation, cellular component: endoplasmic reticulum lumen. Gene Ontology annotation, molecular function: protein disulfide isomerase activity; protein-disulfide reductase activity. The transcript has a single exon. The coding region runs from base 34 to 501 and encodes 155 amino acids.
CGCGGGUACGAGUAUCGCGCGUUCGCGGUGAACAUGGCGGUCGUCGCGCGCGUCCUCUUCGUCGUCGCCGCGGUCUUCUCCCUCGCCGGCGUCGCCCUCGGCGCGGGCGAGCCCGUUGACUCCUCCAACGUCGACGCCACCGUCCUCGCGUCCGACGACGCGUGGAUCGUGGAGUUUCAAUCGCCGAGGUGCGGCAGCUGCCAGGAGAUGGCGCCGGUGUGGGGCGAGUUCGUGAAGCGGAACGAGCGGUACGUCCGUUUCGGCCAGGUGAACAUCGACACCGACGAGGGAAUGGAGCUGGCGCGCAGUUCCGGCGUCAUCGAACACGGCAUCCCGAGCAUCUGGGCCUGGGACGUGCGCGGGAGCGCCGAGCCGACAAAGAUCUGGGCCGACUUCGAGACCACGACGGUGCAACACCUCGAGUCCUUGGUGUGGUCCAAGUACGCCAAGCGUAAGGAGGGCUUGCCGCUCGCCAAGCUCGAUGCCGGCGUCGUCGCAUAGGGGUAGGGGUCGGGGUAGCCGAGAUGUCAACUGCAACGAAGUGUUCAAUUUG